Elgaria multicarinata webbii is the source of this 8522-nucleotide messenger RNA. RefSeq names its product BTB domain containing 3 (gene BTBD3). The transcript has 6 exons. NCBI's taxonomy places the organism in Eukaryota, Metazoa, Chordata, Lepidosauria, Squamata, Anguidae. Gene Ontology annotation, biological process: cerebral cortex development; neurogenesis; dendrite morphogenesis. The record is from RefSeq and is a predicted model, not a curated record. Gene Ontology annotation, molecular function: protein binding. Gene Ontology annotation, cellular component: cytosol. Bases 51 to 1694 code for a protein of 547 amino acids.
UAAACCAUGUAUAUGGAGUUCACACUUCUGAAGUGCAAGGAGUAUUUCAAAUGAAAAUUCUGCUUGAUAUUCAUCGUGCCUUUGAAGCACUGAGUCAGAACAAAACAUCCACAAAAUGGAGAAGAUUUAUGCAAAUUGGAAUCUUGCUAAUUUCCUCAAAUUAUAAAGAGACAGUUAAGAACAGGUCCAAGAAAAGCUCUAAGAAGGUAAACAGUAGCAGCAGCAGCAGUAGCAGCAGCAGCAGUGGCAGCAAGUUACCUCCAGUUUGCUAUGAAAUCAUUACCUUGAAGACUAAAAAGAAGAAGAAGAUGGCUGCUGAUAUUUUCCCCCGAAAGAAGCCAGCUAACAGUAACGCGACUGCCGUCCAGCAGUACCACCAGCAAAAUAUCAAUAACAACAAUAUUAUUCCAGCUCCCAACUGGCAAGGGCUGUACCCUACCAUCCGAGAAAGAAAUGCAGUGAUGUUCAACAAUGACUUGAUGGCAGAUGUUCAUUUUGUGGUUGGGCCACCAGGUGGGACCCAGCGAUUACCAGGACACAAAUACGUCUUAGCAGUUGGAAGUUCUGUAUUCCAUGCAAUGUUUUAUGGAGAGCUUGCUGAGGACAAAGAUGAAAUCCGUAUACCAGAUGUGGAACCUGCUGCUUUCCUCGCUAUGCUGAAAUACAUAUAUUGCGAUGAAAUUGACUUGGCUGCUGAUACAGUUCUGGCAACUCUUUACGCUGCCAAGAAGUACAUCGUUCCUCAUCUUGCCCGAGCGUGUGUUAACUUCCUAGAGACGAGCCUGAGUGCAAAAAACGCUUGUGUGCUCCUCUCCCAGAGCUGCUUAUUUGAGGAACCCGACCUGACUGAGCGCUGCUGGGAAGUGAUUGAUGCCCAGGCAGAGCUGGCUUUGAAAUCGGAAGGGUUCUGUGACAUUGAUUUUCAAACACUUGAAAGCAUUCUCCAAAGGGAGACCCUGAACGCCAAAGAGAUUGUGGUUUUUGAAGCUGCUCUUAGUUGGGCUGAAGUCGAGUGCCAACGACAAGAAUUGCCUGCCAGCAUAGACAAUAAGCGCAAAGUCCUUGGGAAGGCGCUCUAUCUCAUCCGCAUCCCUACAAUGGCACUGGAUGACUUUGCCAAUGGUGCUGCCCAGUCUGGUAUUCUGACCCUCAAUGAAACAAACGACAUCUUUCUUUGGUACACGGCUGCCAAAAAGCCAGAGCUACAGUUUGUGAGCAAUGCCCGGAAAGGCCUCGUCCCGCAACGCUGCCACCGCUUUCAGUCUUGUGCCUACCGCAGCAACCAGUGGCGCUACAGGGGUCGUUGCGACAGCAUACAGUUUGCUGUCGAUAAAAGGGUUUUCAUCGCCGGCUUUGGGCUCUAUGGCUCCAGCUGUGGAUCGGCAGAAUACAGUGCAAAGAUUGAACUCAAACGGCAAGGUGUUGUCCUAGGGCAGAACUUGAGCAAGUAUUUCUCGGAUGGAUCGAGCAACACUUUCCCGGUGUGGUUUGAGUAUCCAGUGCAGAUUGAGCCAGACACCUUUUACACCGCUAGUGUGAUUCUGGAUGGCAACGAACUCAGCUAUUUUGGACAGGAAGGGAUGACCGAAGUUCAGUGUGGUAAAGUAACUGUGCAAUUCCAGUGCUCUUCAGACAGUACCAAUGGCACUGGGGUUCAGGGAGGGCAGAUUCCCGAGCUUAUCUUUUACGCGUGAGAGCGAUGGGUUCCGGAACAAGGGGAGCAUGAUCUCAUGAUGUAUAUGUCUGGUUCACAGCUAUUUGAUGCUUUAGCUUGUCAUCUGCAAAUAUGUGAUGAGUACAGGUAUAUGUUCCUAAAUGCAGUGAAGAGUUUAACACUUGCUGUACUUUUAUAGCAUAAAUGUGAAAUUCUUCUUUUAUUGGAAACUCCCAAGAACAAACAAACUAGCAAAUUAAGGGUCAGAGUUUUCCAGCCUUACCACAGAGGGGAUGGCCUUACUAGAAUGGAAGAAGAGCAAAUAGGUGUCCUCCUUCCAUGAUACAUGUCUUCUUUUUGAUCUCUGUCUUGCUACCAUUUCCUGUCCUUUUGAUUUAUGUUUUUCUCUCCUCCAUGUCGUAGGCUUUUCAAACAUCUCAAGAUUAAAGGUAGUUUAUCCUUCUGCCACUUGAACGCCCAUCACACUUUUACUUGGUGUGCAUUUAGCACACUUGCCAGGCAGACCAAUUCUUACCUCUGGCUCCUCCUUUACAUGCUCCUCUGAUGUUAGCAAGGUGUAUUCAUUAAUGAGAUGAUUCGAUAAAGGAAAUGUCAAUGCUUGGCUGGUCUGUAAAUAUGGGUCCCUCACACUUAGUUGUGUUGGGGAUGACUACAACAGGCCAUAAGCAAGCCUCUCUAAGGUGCAAAGUGAUUUGGGCACAGCUGAUACUUGCUUCAACACUAUUCUACAAAGUUCCUUCUCAGACACAUUUUGUUACGUCUGGUAAUAUUGACAUACAUUCAGCCCCUUGUUGUAGGGUUAAGAAGCCUGGUGCCCUCCAGAUAUUUGGAACUACAACUCUCAUAAUCCCUGACCAUUGGCCUUGCUUACUGGGGCUUAUGGGAGUUGUAGUCCAAAAUUUCUGGUAGUCACCGGGUUGCCUAUCCCUAAACUAGUGCAUUGAAAUGAACCGUGUUUGCACCAUUGCAGUGCCUCAAUGAUAGCAGCUAUUUUACUUUAUAAAAGAGCAUUUCCUCAUUUAAUCAGUCUUGGCAGCCGUUGUACUGGCUGCCUUUUAUGGGUCUAAUCCUUUUUCCAUUAAGCCAGACAAUCUGUAGCAAACCAACACACACACAAAUAAUUAAUUUUGUGGGCUUUAUUUUCCCAAAGGUAGUUGAAAACUCUUUAGUGUGGGAUUUCCCCCCUCCACUGAGUAAAAAAUAAAAAUGUUUGGAGGAUUAUAUUGCUGUAAAUUGCAAUGGAAUGUAUUUGUUCUUUGGUGGCAUUUGGUUUCCCCUUUAACUAAAGCUUGAAUAUUAUUAAUGCUACACAAAUUAAAUUAACUAAUUGGGUAAUUAAAAGGGGAGAAGUAAGUAGGCUCCAAAAACCUCUCUAUUUCUAGGGAAGCACCUAGGUUGGAUAUAAUACAGCUGUAUUUAGAAUGUUAAUAUUCACCCUCCUUUGUUGGUUUUAUAGAUGCUCCAGAUUUCUGUGUUUUAACAAUUUCCCGAAUUAAUGUGUACAUGUGGGAUCAGACAGUAAAUAUGACUGAGGUAAAUGCUUCUGAAACUACUGCAGAGUACUUUCUAUGACAGCUAUAAAUGGUUGCUUCGCUUUGGGUAGGAUUCAUAGGAUGAAUCUCGGAAACACUUGUGUUUACCUAUUUGUAAACGUCAGUUUAUAGAUAGGUUUUGUGUAUUUAUGUUGAAUGUGGUAUCUGCCAGCAUUGCCUGGAAAAGGGACAUUUGUGACUUAGGUUUUGCCAUUUGAAUUUGUGAUCUUCGUUCGCAUCUGAAAUUCAGGUUUUCAUUGUCCAGAAGCAUUUUUUUUUCUUUUUUUAAAUUGGGUGUCAGGCUUCCUGUAGAACUAUCUACAUUCUUGCAGGAAAGGGCUGCAGGCUGGCUGGUAGUAAAAAAAAAGAAAGAAAAAAAGAAAGGAAAUGAGCGUAACUGAAUGAUACAGAGCAAUUUUGUGUUCAUGAAAUAAAAGGCACACUUUCCAAAAAGCAACCCAUAAUUCUUUCAGCUAGGAAGUUUCUUACAGUAGUAUUCCAAAGCUGAUUUGUCACAAUUUUCUGUCUGCAAAGAGGAUUUGCAGCUUCUUCCCUCUACCCACAAGCUUUAAGUAGAAGAUCAAGUAAGCAUGGAUGCUUCUUGUUACAUUGUUUAAGGUGGUAGUGUACUACUCUAACACAAAAUCUAAUCAUUAGAAAACUAUUAAAAAUGUUUAUCAUUCCAUUUCUGGUUUAUUAUCUGUUAAGGGUUCUCACUCUAACAACUUUACUUGCUGCAAUCCUGCCUGCUGGUGGUCUUUAAGUGCCAUGAAGUAUCUGCAAUGUUCAGAAUAGGAUUUGUAGAUUCAACUUGAAUUGGACUUGAGAAAAUCUCACAUUUACACCAAUCGUUUCUCAGCCAUGUCAAAUAUAAAGAAAAGCAAGGUGGAGUCUAUUCUUCAAGAACAAAUGUUAUUCUUACCUUUUAAAUUAUUUCAAAUUCUAUCACAUAAAACAAUUUACUACUUUUUUUCUUCUCUUCAGAAGUGUAAAUACUCCCAGAAUGUAUAGGUGUUGCUUUUCAACCAGCACCAAAGGUUGGCCUGAUUAGCUGCCUGCCCAGGGCCCACACUCCAGCUGGGGCCUACAGACGAGAGCUCCCUGGAGUCGCUCACCCUCUUCACCAUUGCAACCUGCUUCCUCACCCACCUCUUACUCUGGCCCAGACCAUGGUGGCGGUGAGGAUGAGGAAUACUUGCUUGCUGGCUCCGUGCCUGUCAAGCAAGCAAGCGUUAGCAAUGAUCAAAAAGAGGAUUAGGAGCUGAUGACACAAUGGCAAGUGAGAAGGUACAGUAGACUCACUGAGGGAGGAGCCCCCAUUGAGGGUGUUUUGCCCAAGGGCCCUCCAAAACCUGGAGCUGCCACUGAACACAUGUGAUUACAGCCUCACACCUUGAAAACCAGUGCAGAUCGAACUAAGGUAAAAUCCCUGCUCAGUCCCAAAGUUUACUGGGCAACCUAACCCACCUCACAGUGCGAGGAUAAAAAUGGGAUGGUGGGGAGAGGGGUGGUAAUCAUGUAUACCCUCCUGAGCUCCUUGGAGGAAGAGCAGGAUAAAAAUGUAGUUACAUAAUCUCUGCAUAAUGUCCUGUGGGAGGUGAGGGAGCUCCUGCAGACCUUUACCCAGAGUAAUUUAUAAGACUUUCAGGAAUCCCAAAUAAAAUCAAAAUGGAAUCCCAUGGUUUUGAGGAUGUAAAUAGUGGUGCUUAGCCUAUUAUCAGAUAUAUGAAAGCCGGGUUCCAGGCUUGGGUCCCUCGGCCCUUCUGGUGCCCUACGCCUUCUCAGCCUCUAGAUGGCAUAUGCACGCUGCUGCUUUUGCUUAAUGCUGCAUUGAAGCACAUGGCUGUAAGGAGGUCCAGGAUUUGUCCCUGUGGAAUGGUAUUUGUAGAGCACUUUAUAUUUCCCAUAAACAUGAAUGACUGCCAUUUACUUCCACAGGGGAAAAAAAACCUACCUGGGUAUAUAGGUAGGAGCACAGCUGGUUAAAGGGGUAGAUUAGGCUCUCUCUGGCACUGGGCUGCACAGUUCAGCCAGUCUUUGCAGGGGUCAUAGAGAUGCAACGCAACCUCCCUCAUCUGCUCCUCUUAUUGGUCAAAGCGGCAGGCAUUUUGCCUGUGUAAACUGAAAGCAGAAGUGAAAAUCCUAACACACUUUGAUACCAAGCUGUGAAUAAAUACUUCACUUUUAUGAACAGUUCUUAUACAGUCGUGCAGUGGUAAAUGGCAUUCUUUUCUCGGUUGUGCAUUUCAGUGCAGCACCCCCUUUACUGCAGGACUGUAAUGCCAUUGAAAAUGAAAUGUAUUACCGGAUGUCAAAAAUGGUAACACAUGUCUUGAAGUAGUAUAAAAAGUUAAAUAUUAGUUACUUCCAAGAAGAGGAGGGGCCAUAGGCAGCUCUGAGAGAGGUAGAAUAUGAUUGCUGGAAUUGAGCCACUUAAGCUGAUCAAGAAUCCUGGAAUUUGCCCAUGUUCAGAAAAAAAAUGAUGACGGUUUAAAAUGGGUUAAAUUUGACUUAGAAUGGAUGACAUUUUACGUAGAUUUUUUUUAAAAAAAUGACUUGCAUUCAAGGCAUAUACUGCAGAGGUGUUUUUAAAAAAAUCUUUCUUACAACCAUGAGAACUAAAAAAUUCCACAGCUUUCACAAGAGCGCCUCUCCCCGGUUUGAGAAGCAAUACAGUAAUGAUGCUUCUGACACUGUUGUAUCUUUGCCUUCUGCCUUGAACACAUUAUCUUUGGUGCCUCUCUGUGCAAUCCUGUAUAUGUCUAUUCAGAACUAAUUGAGUUACCUAGGACAUGCUCCCAAGUAAGUGUGUAUGGGAUUGCCGCCUUAAACAUAAAAUUUAAUCUGCAUUGCAUGACUUUUGGCGCUUUUCACUUUCAACCUUUUAAAAAUUGCAAUUAAAUCUGGAACCCCUUUGAAGAUGAAUUACCUUUUAUUAUUUUCACCAUGCCUUUCUAACACAAAGUCGCUUUCAAUCAGAAUAAAGUUAAUACACAAUAGUAAAAACAUCACAGAUAUUAGGAAACACAUAGAGCACCCUAUAAAAGACUAAAAAAACUCAAAAGCAGUGGCAGCAUUUUUUUUUUUAAAAAAACAGAUCUUAAAAAGUGUAUUUUGCUGGAAUAAAAUUUGCUUUGCUGCCUGUCUAAAAGCAAGCAGCAGUGGGACCAGCCAGGCAGACCUCCCUUGGGAGGCUGUUCAAAUGAACCACUGAAAAACAGCUAUGGUGCCAUAAUGAAAACUCAAAGAGUACUGAUAUAUCGAUCAGAUUAUGCUAUCUGAGAUGGGCUUUCCCCUCCUCUCUUUUACUUGCCUCUUGAAUACACUCUAAGAGGUAAGGCUGCCUUUUCUGAAUGUUCUACAGGAGCCGAGGAAUUCAGAGAUGGUUCUAUAGACAUCACCAUGAAAUUCAGCCAAAUUUAUUCUGCCAUCUACAGUCACGCCUUAAACAUACAAAUAGCAGUGCUAUGAAGAAGGAGAUAAGACAGCUAGGAUUGUUCUUAUUUAUCUAGACCGGCUUAGUUAUUAUCUUCUGCAGAGCAAAUAUCCUUCCUGGAGAGCUUAUAAGAAGUAUGGUGGCCUGUACUGCAUUUACUUGGCUCCAGGAUCUUUGUGACCUAGUUUCAAAGCCCUCAUCUCCAGGUAGAGCUGGGGAACACCCUGCUGAAACUCUGGAGAGUUGUUGUCAAUCAGUGUAGAAAGCAAUAUGCUAGGUCCUGGCUGUUAGAGCAGUACGACAAUGGCACCCAUGACCUAGGGAGGUGGUGGGCUCUUCCACACUAGAGGCUUUCAAGAUGCAGCUGGACAGCUGUCUGUCAGGGAUGCUUUAGGGUGGAUUUCUGCAUUGAGCAGGGGGUUGAACUCGGUGGCCUUAUAGGCCCCUUCCAACUUUACUAUUCUAGGAUUCAAUGAUCAGCAUUUCCCAUUCUGGUGUCCUUCAGUUGUCUUGGAUGGCAACUCCCAGCAUUCCUGACAAGUGUUCAUGCUGGUUGGGGCAGAUGUGAGUCCAAAACAUCUGGAGAGCACCUGGUCUGGGAAGGCAGAGUUUGAUGGCUCAAUGGUCUUGACUCAGUAUACUAUGUUCCCGUGGAUCCUGCCAAUUCACAUGUGAGCAGGACUCCUGACUGAAGACGAAAUUCACUUAAGAAUCAAAUGCCCAGUGAACUAUGCCAAGUUAAAAAUAAGCGCAGGGGCAUUAUUCAGCAUCUUCUGAAAUUCCCCAAUGGCUGUAUGAGUAAAGAGGCUUCCUUUUUUCUUUCAUGAGCAAGGCAGUGCUUCACUCAUGCACUGGGGGAUCCGUAUGGUGGCACAGAGCAUUUCUUUGUGAACAGGAAGUCCCCCGCAUGCUUGGAGACUUUGUAUCUCACCCAAGUCCCACCUCUGUUUAACGCAUAAAGAAGUGUCUUGCAGUUCUUGCUGGGGAUGCAAGUUAACGUUAACACUAAACUCUUGUAUUCAGCUUUGCAGGCACUGCUUAAAGUAGGUGCUGCUUUCCACACCACCACUGUAGUGACUGCCCGUAUGGCAAUGACUCAUAAUUUUAAUUAGGUUAGAUUAAUCAAAAUCAAAGUAUGUUGCUUCAGAUCAGGGGUGGGGAACCCAUGGCCCCUACAGAUGUUGUGAACUCCAACUCUGGUCAGCUUCAGCCAGCAUGGCCAAGGGUAAGGAAUGAUGGGACAUGUAGUCCGACAGAUUGUGGAAGGCUGCAGGUUCCCUGCCUUAAAUGGUUUGUGGAUUUAACAAUAAGGCUGCUAGCAUCACUCUGGUAGUAUCUCGGUGGAACUGUUUCCAAGUGAGAGCUUUUCACCCAAAAUAGGCAGCGUCCUAAAUUUGCACAUUCCUAAAUAUAUUGGCUUAUUCUUCUAAAGCACUAGAUAAUAUUUAUCUGGAACAAAACCUGAGAUAUGAGGAAAAUACUGUGGAUGCCAUUUAAAAUUAUGCCUAAUAUCUUGUUGCAUUGUGAGCUGGGAGGAGAAGGAAAACUGUUACUGGAUUUGCAGUGUAAUAUACUUUAAGCAUAUCUGACAUAAUAUUUAAGUAAACGUUUUAAUUUCUACAGUACUAUUGCACUGAUAGUUUUUUGUUUUAAUGUUACAACCGUUAUUUCAGACACAACUGCACCAUGGUGUGUUUGGAACAGUGCUUGACUAUAGCAACCGAUGGCAUUAUUUAUGAAGGACAGAUAUAUAUAUAUAUAUAAAUAUGAAGUACCUCAAGAUGAAUGUUAUCGUACUGUAUCUUUAAUGUAACAGUGCAGAAUUUUAGUAAGACACUUGAAUGUGUAUAAAUCACAUUUAAAAGACAAAAUAAAAAUU